Molecule: messenger RNA, 1050 nt
Organism: Notechis scutatus (mainland tiger snake)
Lineage: Eukaryota; Metazoa; Chordata; Lepidosauria; Squamata; Elapidae
Product: retinol dehydrogenase 8-like
Biological process (GO): estrogen biosynthetic process
Cellular component (GO): cytoplasm; cytosol
Molecular function (GO): estradiol 17-beta-dehydrogenase [NAD(P)+] activity
Source: RefSeq, a predicted model, not a curated record
GGGCACAAAGUUUUUAGGAAGUUCAAGUCUUUUCAAAAUAUUUUUAAAAGUCCCCUUUGGGAGUUUACAUCUCUCUCCUAUGCAUAGGGCACUAUGUCUCCCAAAAUUGUACUGAUAACAGGUUGUUCAUCCGGCAUUGGGCUGGCUUUGGCUGCUAAACUAGCAAAAGAUAAGCAGAGGAGGUUCAAAGUUUUUGCCACAAUGAGGAACAUUACCAAGAAAGAAAAGCUGGAAGCAGCCAUAGGGCUAGCACUCAACCAGACUCUAGAGAUCAAACAGUUGGAUGUCUGCGAUGAAAAAUCCAUCCAGAACUGCAUUAACAGCAUUCCUCAGAGACAUAUUGAUAUCCUCAUCAACAAUGCUGGGCUGGGCUCCAUUGGUCCUAUUGAGUGUCAAUCAAUUGAAGAGAUGAAGGCUAUAAUGGAAACCAACUUCUUUGGUGUAGUAAGGAUGAUUAAAGAGGUCUUGCCAGACAUGAAGAAAAGGAGGAGUGGGCACAUUGUGGUCAUCAGUAGUGUCCUGGGUUUGCAAGGCAUCAUUUUCAACGACAUCUAUGCUGCGUCCAAAUUUGCCAUUGAAGGCUUCUGUGAAAGCCUUAUCAUCCAAGCUCUCAGAUUUAAUAUCUUUGUUAGCUUGAUAGAGCCUGGUCCAGUGGUGACUGAGUUUGAGAUGAAAAUCUAUGAAGAUGCAGAGAAAGCUGACUAUUCCCAGACAGAUCCCGAGACUGCUGAAAUAUUUUCUCAGAUUUAUCUCAAAAAUUCCAAAGCUAUCUUCUCCAGCCUGAGUCAAACACCUGAAGAUGUAACUGAGCAUAUCCUAAAGGUCAUUUGUAUGGCCAGGCCGCCCUUCCGUCACCAGACUAAUGCCAUGUAUACCCCCAUGAUGGCUCUCAAGCAAGCGGAUUCCACUGGGGCCCUGAUGACAGACUCGUUCUAUAAAUUGAUCUUCAGAUACAACAACCUUUUGCGCAUUAGCCUAAGAGCCAUCCAGCUCCUCCGCUGGCAAGCACGCAAAGUGAAACAAGGUGCCCGAUUGCUGGGCUUCAGAUGA